This is a messenger RNA of Cladophialophora carrionii CBS 160.54, 1575 nucleotides long. RefSeq lists its product as uncharacterized. The transcript has 4 exons. Bases 1 to 1575 code for a protein of 524 amino acids. Gene Ontology annotation, cellular component: cytosol; mitochondrion. Gene Ontology annotation, biological process: intracellular glucose homeostasis; glycolytic process; glucose 6-phosphate metabolic process. The record is from RefSeq and is a predicted model, not a curated record. NCBI's taxonomy places the organism in Eukaryota, Fungi, Ascomycota, Eurotiomycetes, Chaetothyriales, Herpotrichiellaceae. Gene Ontology annotation, molecular function: ATP binding; fructokinase activity; glucokinase activity.
AUGUCCGCUCAUACGGAGAACCUGCAAUUCAGCAGGGAGGAUAUCGAUUUCGGUAGGUCGGUCUGUUUGCUGCUUGAACCGCAGCUUUUAACGUCGAUGGUAGAAUUCCCAGAUGAUCUUCCCGAGAAGCUGGGGGAGGAACUCCGUCGACUCGAGCAGUUGUUCACAGUCGAUACUGCAUUGCUGAAGACGAUUACCGACCGAUUCGGCGAAGAACUUCAGGCAGGUCUGGAGCGCAAAGGUGAUAUUCCUAUGAACAUCACCUGGGUGACUUCCUCUCCGACGGGGCGUGAGACAGGCACGUACCUUACCAUCGACCUAGGCGGGACGAAUCUGCGAGUCUGCCUGAUUACUCUUACCGAUGAGAUGGGCGGACACCACACGAAACAGGAGAAGUAUACGCUACCCAAGGACAUCAAGACCGGCACGGCGGAUCAGCUGUUUGAACAUAUUGCCGACCACCUCAGCGAGUUCCUGACAGAGCACGUCAAGGAUGACGAGGCCGCAUGCGCCGAGGGAAAGAUCCCUCUAGGUUUCACAUUCAGCUAUCCCGCCACGCAGGACAGGAUCGACCACGGAAUCCUCCAGACGUGGACGAAAGGCUGGGACGUGAAGGACGUCGAGGGACACGACGUGGCGGAGAUGCUGAGAAAGGCCAUGGAGAAAAGAAACCUCCCGGUCAAGCUGAUCGCCCUGGUCAACGACACGACAGGCGCGCUCAUCGCCUCAGCAUACAACGACCCCGACACGAUCAUCGGCGCCAUCUUCGGCACGGGCUGCAACGCCGCAUACAUGGACCGUGUGUCGCAAAUCCCCAAAAUGCCGUCCCAAACAACAGACCCCGAUAGUUCCCUAAAAGAAGACUCCCCAAUGGCCAUCAACUGCGAAUACGGCGCCUUUGACAACUCGCACACCGUCCUCCCGAGAACGCGCUACGACGAACUCAUCGACGAGCAGAGCCCCCGCCCAGGCGAGCAGACGUUCGAAAAAAUGUCGGCAGGACUCUACUUGGGAGAGAUCUUCCGACAGAUCCUCCUCGAACUGUUCACCAAGGGGGUCAUCUUCCAGGGUUGGUCCUCGGGCUCAGACUCGGACGCAAACAUGCAGACCCAGGCGCAAAAGGACGCCCUCUCGAACCCGUACGCCAUCGACACGGAAUUCCUCUCGACGGUCGAAAACGACGCGACGCCAUCUCUCGCCGAGGCGAAAUCUGCCUUCCAGCGCGUUCUGGCCGGCCUUACGCCCUCGGACGCAGAGCUGCGGUUUUGCCAGGCCGUCGCGAAACUCAUCGCCAUUCGGGGCGCGAGGCUCUGCGCGUGCGGCGCGUCGGCGAUCUGUCGUCGCAUUGGCAGGCGGAAGGGCCACGUCGCCGCGGAUGGGAGCGUGGCUGUCAAGCAUCCCCGGUUCAAGGAGCGGUGGGAGUGCGCGGUGCGCGAGAUCCUAGAUAUGAAGUUGGGAGGGUUUGGCAGGGAGGGCGAGGGGAUCGAGUUGACGAGUGCCGAGGAUGGGAGCGGUGUUGGCGCGGCUGUCAUCUGUGCUUUGGCCAUGGGGAGGACGGGGACGAGCGCGAAGUGA